Molecule: messenger RNA, 2487 nt
Organism: Thelazia callipaeda (thelaziosis nematode)
Lineage: Eukaryota; Metazoa; Nematoda; Chromadorea; Rhabditida; Thelaziidae
Source: the annotation of a GenBank genome assembly
AUGAAUUUUGCAGACAUCCGAAAACAUUUUUAUCAAGCUCCUGUAUCAGAAAAUGUACCUGAAGGAGGCACUGUACACAUGCAUUGUUCACCACCAGAAGGUGACCCUAAAGUUGAGGUAUUCUGGAUCAAAGAUAGAAAAGAGAUAGAGAGACAAUCUGAUCCCAAUAUGAUCAUAGCCAAUGAUGGUUCCUUGAUCAUUUCUUCAGCACGUUUAUCUGAUUCUGGUAAUUACACUUGCGAAGCCCGAAACAUUGCCAACAAACGAUUUUCUGAUCCUGCACAAAUUGUUGUAUACGUAGAUGGUGAAUGGGCUGAAUGGUCGACGUGGAUCGGUAAUUGUAAAGUAAAUUGUGGUCAGCUGAAACAAGAAAUAAGUAGGCGACGUUCUAAUGCAGUACAUGCCAAAUUGGACGACAUUUGGCCAAAAUUAAUAAGAAGAAGGACUUGUAAUAAUCCUGCACCAAUUAACGGAGGUGCUGAUUGCUUGGGUCAUCCUGAAGAAACUAGUGACUGUCCGAUAGAUUGUCGUUUGGAUGGUCAUUGGUCAAAUUGGUCGUUAUGGUCGCAGUGCAAUGAAAACUGUCACAAAUUUCGAACUCGUUCAUGUAAUUCUCCGCGUCCAACUAAUGGUGGGCAGUUAUGUGGUGGCCGUGAUCUGGAUACUAGGAAUUGUACUCAAGGUGAAGGUUAUUGUACAGCUACAGAAAAACGGACAGCACCUACCUAUAUUGGAUACAACUUAGAAACACAGCUUACAAUGUAUGCUGGUUUAUUUAGUGUGCUCAUCCUUCUUCUUAUUGUAUUGACUUUAAUAAUUUUAUUGCUUUACCGCUGUCGACGGCGAUAUCAGGAAGUACGGAAAGAAGAUAUUUAUUUCGCUGAAAAUAGUGGGCAUGUACGUACUGCAUUAUUACAACAGCGGCAACGGCUGCUUGGAGAUCGAGGUGAUUAUUCAAAAUCGACCCCAAAAGGCAGCAGUGAAUUCUAUACAUUGACAACCACAGCUUCACCAGCUCAUCAUUUUAUUAGACCACCAUCGUUAACACUUGGAUCAGCAAACAGUAGUGGAUAUUCAUCAACAAGAAAAAUUACAGGAUCACGAGUUGCCUUGAUCACUGAAUCGUCGUCGAAUUCAUCGCAUGGUAAAAUUACGAUUGCGCGAACUAACUCACGAACUUCUGACGAAAAUUAUGCAACAUUAUAUGAUUGUGUGGGAGAUGCAAAUGAGCAGUACGGGUCCUUCGAAUUCAGCAAGCAGCCUCAUUUAAUAUUGCCUGCAUAUGUUGAUACCAUGGGAGGACGAUUAGUGCUUAAGCACAGUGCUGUAUCCUUACUUAUACCUGAGGGUGCAUUUCAUACCAACCAUAUGGUAUUUCUUGCUGUUUGUGAUGAUCUCAGCGAUUCACCUAAAUUACCUGAAGGUAAUACAGUGCUAAGUGCCGUGGUGAUGAUCGGUCUCUGUGAUGAAAAUGAAGAUGAUGUUGUCUUCCACAGGCCAUUUAUCAUCACAUUUAAACAUUGUGCUAAUAUUUUCCCGAAAGAUAAUUGGAUCUUUAUGAUUUAUGCAAAAGGUAACCAGAGCAGUACGUGGGAAAUGAUCACACAAAUUGGUGAAGAAGAUAUUAACACACCACUUUACUGUCAAAUGGAUUUGAUGCGGUGUCAUGUGAUGAUAGAACGAUUCUGUAAAUUGUUGUUAGUGGGAAAGCCACGACGAGCAAGUCAAACAACUAUGAAACGAAUGCACAUAGCGGCGUUCGGUCCCUUGCACCGAAUUUCCAAUGAUACUUCAAUUAGGGUGUAUUGUGUACCCGAGACUGGUAGUGCUAUGCAAAGCGUGUUAAGUCAAGAAGAAAAUACUGGUGUCUUGCUAGCUGAGACGGACAACUUUCUGAUGCACGAAAAGGGCGCAUUAUGCGUGUGUUUGGAAGAAGUUUCUACUGGUCUUGUCAAAAAACCUGAAGCGCAAUAUCUGGAAAUACCUUCUAGUCAUCAUAUGUGGUGUGUACAAAAUGGUUUGCACUGUAGUUUGAAGACAGAUGUUCCGGAAGAUUUGCUAGAGACAAUCACAGGUCGUAUUGUUAUUUAUCAGAAAGGGAACGCUGAUGCCCGUAUAGUACUGAAGUUCGAUAUGCAACAUCCAUUGGAAGAUGAGGAAAUGGAAGAUGGCUUCCUUUCUUCAGACUUUUUAUUAGAUCAUGCUACAAAGAGAAAAUUGGCUGAACUUUUCGAUGUUCCCACUGACCCAACAAAGGACUGGAGGGGUCUUGCUACAAAACUACAUCUUCACAGAUAUAUCCAGUACUUUGCUACUAGACCUGGCCUUUCACCAACAUCUCUGAUUCUUGAUUUAUGGGAAGCUGUAGAAUCUGGUUCUCAACGAGCAGUACUGGAUCUUCUACAAAAUGUUAGAAUAAUGGGCCGUCUAGAUGCUGUAACUGUACUCGAAAAUUACCUUUCGGAUUCCAAAUGUGUGAGGAAAUAG